AUGCUUCCUCGAUUAACAGUGUCUACACAAGCUGUUACUAACUAUACUGCAGGAUUGCCAGAGAAUGACUUGUCGAUACAAACCACCGUCCUGAACAGUGAUCUUAGUGAUCUAGCGUUCAAUGGGGUUGCCAAGGUUAAUAAUACUCAUUUCCAACUGCUUGAUAUAUUUCCUAAAGAUAAUCUGAGUGAAGAUGAAUAUUUGGAUAAGUUCGUUUAUCCAGGGAAAGAUUUGAACAAUAACCAGUUCAAUGAUAAAUUGAAACAAUUCUUCAUUUUAUCAUCAUCAGGAAAACCUAUUUAUUCUUUGAAUGGAGGAGAUGAAUUGAUUAUAGGGUUCACUGGUUUGAUUACCACUAUAAUAUCCAGUUUCCAACAUCAAUUGAAUGAAGACAUUGUGGUUAUUGAUUCAGGAGAUGUGAAAAUAUCGGUUUUGAAUCGAGAUCCUUUGAUAUUGGUUUCGAUCUCCAAGAUCAAUUAUGAAAUGUCUAUGAAUCAAAUCACUAAUGAUUAUCAGCAACUCAAGAAUCAAUUGCAUCUGCUUUAUAAUUAUUUACUUUGCAUACUAUCACGACCUACAAUUACCAAAUCGUUUCAGAACAGGAUGAAUUAUGAUCUUAGAAAGAUGUUAACUGACGUGGAUUUCAAGAACCUUGAUGAUAUGGCUAUGAAAUUAACUUACGGAUUAUCUGGGGAUUCCGAUAACGAUGAUAGUUUUGAAUUCUUUUUGAGUCAAUUAGUGAAUGGCUUCCCUACUUCCAAGAUAAGUUAUACUAUAAGGUCUAAAUUGAACUCUUUACUUCUACAUCAUAGAAUUGACGAGAUUCUAUUUGGACUUUUAACUAGUAACCUUAGAAGGAUCAUUACCAUGAUUAAACCUAAAGUUCAUAAUAUUAGUAACUCCGACAUAGAUUUCUUACUUCGAAUUAUCAAGAAUAAUAAUAAGAACAUCAAAGAUAUCGAGACAGAAGAUUUAUGGAUACCUAUUUGUUUACCUGAAUUCAAUUCCAAUGGAUUUGUUUAUGUAUAUGUUAAAACGUUUGACUUGGCUAAAAUACUUGUUAUCGAUGGGAAAUACUAUGAAGAUAGUCAAUUGAUAAAUAUCGUCCUUAUCAGUACUAAUAAGAACAAUUUCUUCAAAGUCAAAGAAAUGGCUAAUAAAAUCAUUGAAAAUAUCAUCCAACUCGAACUUAAAGAUAAAUUAUACCAAGAGUUACUGAAUUAUACAAUCAAUCUUCCCCCAACUAUAAAUCAUUUCGUGUACAGAGAUUUAAAGCAUAAAGAUCUUAAACAAUGCUUAAUAAGUAAUAACCCCAAAGAUUGUAAUUCCAUCAUUAAAUAUGUGUAUUAUUAUUCAAACUUAUAUAAUUCUAAAUCAUCCACCAUUCAAAGCUUAACUCAAGAACUGGGUAAUAGGAAACUUAGUUAUAUAAAAUAUGAUGUCAUCACAUUUUCCAUUAUUGAUGAUAAUUAUGAAUUUUAUGCUAUUGGGUCAGGAGAAUUGAGUGAUUUGAUCUCUGAUGGGUUGAAAGUGGUGAAAUGGAUAAAGCUGAAUGAUAAAAGGUUCUUUGGAAAUGUCGUGAAGUUCAAUUUUUAA
Yamadazyma jaroonii is the source of this 1596-nucleotide messenger RNA. The record is from the annotation of a GenBank genome assembly. NCBI's taxonomy places the organism in Eukaryota, Fungi, Ascomycota, Pichiomycetes, Serinales, Debaryomycetaceae.